This is a messenger RNA of Alternaria alternata, 1199 nucleotides long. Its product is annotated as NAD(P)-binding protein. The transcript has 2 exons. The record is from RefSeq and is a predicted model, not a curated record. The coding region runs from base 334 to 1077 and encodes 247 amino acids. NCBI's taxonomy places the organism in Eukaryota, Fungi, Ascomycota, Dothideomycetes, Pleosporales, Pleosporaceae.
CACCAUGUGUCGAAGUUCUCUUUGCGCUUUACGGACAACUUUAAUCGGUGAUAAUACUGUUUCGCUGUUGUGAUACCCCGUUACAUAGUAUAGGUGGUCUCAGAGCUGCGGUCAUAUUUGUCCGUUGCCGUGCCUCACUCCGCAGGCCAUAGUAAGCAGACGCCGUGCUGGAUUGGUCAUCAACGACCUCUUCGUACAACACUCUGAAGAGUUGCGUUACUACAGUUGCACAAUAACGAAGUAUUUAAUACUUGAUCUCGGUCCUUUUUCGGUUCAGACAUAGUCAAACUUUAUUUGCAUACCUCAACCUCGAACAAAUCAGCCGUCUCUACCAUGUCUUCAACCACCGUCCUCAUUACUGGUGCCAACCGUGGUCUUGGCCUAGGCUUAUUGCAGAGAUACCUCGCCCAACCCAACCACACGGUCAUUGCUGGAAACCGUAAUCCUGCGCACCCUUCGUCACAGGCACUGGCUCAGUUGCCUAAGGGUGAGGGCAGCAAGCUCAUUGUUGUCAAGAUCGACGCUUCGAUUGAAGAGGACGCCUCGAUCGCCGUCAAGGAGUUACAAGACAACCACGGCAUUGACUACCUCGACAUCGUCAUUGCCAAUGCAGGUGUCGCAUAUACCUAUCCUUCUGUAGCGGAGCUGAAGCUCGAUGACCUCCGUGGUCACAUGGGGCCGAACGUUUAUGGAUUCGUCACCCUCUACCAAGCCACACGGGCGCUGCUCCAAAAGUCACAGAGAGAGCCCAUCUUCACACCCAUUGGGUCAAGUGCUGGCUGUAUUGUCAACCAACUCCCACUCCAUAACGCGGCUUAUGCUCCUACCAAAGUGAUGGUCCACUGGCUCACGAUCCGUAUCAAUAGCGAGGAUCCCUGGCUAAACGCUUUCGUCCUGGACCCUGGCUGGGUGCAGACGGAUAUGGGUAACGCGGCAGCACAUUUGUACAACCUCAAGGAAGCGGACAUAACUACUGAUGCGUCUUGCGACGGCAUGUUCAAGGUUCUCAGCGCAUCGACCAAGGAAAAGGAUGGUGGCAAGAUGAUUGGCUGGGAUGGCGGUGUUAGAGUUUGGUAGUAGCGAUAUACAGUUACGAUAACCUUUCUGUUAGAGAAGAGCAUGGUAACGACCUCAUUAGCUGUGAGACAUGAACUUGAGGUCAAAAGAUACCCUAAAGGUAGUCAAAUGAGUUUCAAACU